Miscanthus lutarioriparius is the source of this 186-nucleotide messenger RNA. The record is from the annotation of a GenBank genome assembly. NCBI's taxonomy places the organism in Eukaryota, Viridiplantae, Streptophyta, Magnoliopsida, Poales, Poaceae.
AUGGAGGAGUCUGAGGAGCUGGUCGACGAUGAGAAGAGGGGCGACGACCUAGACAGGAAAGCUGUGGUGGCAGGGCUGACGUGCCUGGCGGCCAUUACGGCGACGUGGCGCGCUCGUGCUAAGAUGGUCCGAUUGGGCGGGGUCCCUGUCAGUGCUAGAGCUAGAGGAAGGAGAGGAAGGGGUUGA